Molecule: messenger RNA, 3046 nt
Organism: Apis cerana (Asiatic honeybee)
Lineage: Eukaryota; Metazoa; Arthropoda; Insecta; Hymenoptera; Apidae
Product: glucose-induced degradation protein 4 homolog
Biological process (GO): proteasome-mediated ubiquitin-dependent protein catabolic process; protein catabolic process in the vacuole; protein targeting to vacuole
Cellular component (GO): GID complex
Source: RefSeq, a predicted model, not a curated record
UAGCAGAAGAUUAUCUUCAGUGUGUACUAAAAAUAAUAAUAAAUGCAUAUUUGUAUGAAAAAAUAAGAUUUUUUUAAGACACAUCGAAUUCAAUCUUCGUGUAAAAAUUACGACCGCGAGCGUGUCUGGGUUCGAGGCUUUAUAUAAAUACAUCUACGUCCUGAAAAUUACCGGCAGUCAUUGCGAGAAUUUUGUAAUGAAGGAAUUGUCGCCCAAGGAGGGCAAAUUUUAAGAGCGUUCACUUGAGCCGAGAAUGCCGGUGAAAGUUGACGUAGUACCACCACCGCCCGCAAAUUCAAAGCAGCCGGGUGUCACAAAAUCUUUGCUUUACAACGGUUCGCGAUUUCAAGGCUCUCAAAAGUCUAAAGGCAACAGUUAUGACGUAGAAGUAGUUUUGCAGCAUGUAGAUGAAGAAAAUAGCUAUUUAUGUGGCUAUUUAAAAAUUAAAGGUCUUACAGAAGAAUUUCCUACAUUGACUACAUUUUUUGAUGGUGAAAUUAUAUCAAAGAAAUAUCCCUUUUUAACUCGAAAAUGGGAUGCAGAUGAAGAUGUUGACAGAAAACAUUGGAGCAAAUUUGAAUCAUUUCGUCAAUAUGCUAAAACAUUUAACUCUGAUACAUUUGAUUAUGAGGCUUUAAAAGGAACUGAUUUUGUUUUUAUGAGGUGGAAGGAACACUUUUUGGUUCCUGAUCAUACUAUUAAAGAUAUCAACGGUGCCUCAUUUGCAGGAUUUUAUUAUAUUUGUUUUCAAAAAUCUGCUGCUACAAUUGAAGGCUUUUAUUAUCAUCGUAGUUCUGAAUGGUAUCAAUCAUUGAAUUUAAAACACGUCCCAGAACAUAGCAUACAAAUCUACGAAUUCAGGUGAAAUCAAUGACUCACUCAGUUAUUUCUCCAAAUUCAUAUUUUGCCUCUCCUAGCAUACAGAUCUCAUAAAAAUCAAUCUGUCAAGUAGUUUAAUUCAAUUUUGAACAAGCAACAAUUUUUAAAUUGUUUAUGUUAAAAAUAAGGUUCUUGAAAGACUUAACUACUUAUUUCUUAGGUUUUUUUUUCUUUCUUUUUAAACAGUAGUAUAUAAUAUAUGGAAUAUACAUAUAUUAAAUUUAAUUUAUAUAAAUAUUAGAAAUGUCAUAAAGAAAAGUCAUAAUUAAAAAAAAUGACAAAGAUUGCAGUCAUUGAUACGCUUGAUUAUAAAUUAGAUAUUAUUGAUAUUCAUUGUAAGAUGUUUUAUCGAAAUAAAUUAAUUGAUAUUUUUUGUCAAUUAAAUUGUUGUUAAUUAUUUGAUAUUUUUAUAUAAGACUGUAUUAUUGUUUAUUAGCAAUAUAUAUCUAUUUUUUGUUUAAGUUUAAUAAUUAAUAUAUAUAGUUAAAAAUCUUACUAAUUUAUAUAUUUAGAAAUACACGAAAUAAGAAUAAUUUUCUAAAAUUAAAAAGAUAAAUAUAAUUAUAUUUGAAUUACUUAUUAGACAAUCUAAUGACUGCAUAGAUUUAUAUUUUACUGCAGGGAAAUUUAAUGUUUUAUAUUUUAUUCAUUCAAAUACUUAUGAGAUCUGUUUGCCUAAACUGAAAGAACGAUAAUGACUGAAUGAAUUGGCGUGAAUGUAAUAAAAAUUACACUGGAAUAUGAAAGUAAUUUUAAUAUUAAUUUAAGAUAUCAAAAUUUCAUGUUGAUAUUAUUGUCUUGCAUCAGCAUGAUACAAACUAAAUGAUAAAUUCAGAUUAAACGUUCCAUUUAAGGAGAAUUUUGUUAGGAAGAAUUUUCUUACUCUAUCUAUAUAAAUCAGUUUAUGUAUUCAUUAAUUCUGUUUUAUAUAUUUAAUACAAUUAAUAAAUUCUUAGUCACAAAAACAUACCAAAUGAAGAAAGCCUUUCCUUAUAAGAUUCCCCUAAGUGGUACAAUUUUAAUGAGCCAAAUGAACAAGAAAUCUUUUAUGAAUAUUCAUAAUAUUAAUAAAAUAAAAAAUUUGAUACAAGUUGGCUGUUUAUAGAAAUCAUAAUAUAAUGUUGAAUAAUAAGAUAUUGAAUCUGUUAUAGAUAUAGAAUACUAAUUAUUCAUUACUGAUUAAAUUAAUUUAAAUUGAUAUAUUUAUUCAGUAAAUUAUUAAAUAUUAAAGAUUAUUAUUAAUUUUGAAUCUCUUUUUAGAAAUGAAAAAAAUUAUUCUUUUUAAUCUUAAUCACUAAAAAAAAUUUUAAUAUUAUCAAAAUAAUAAAAUUUGUAUAUUAUUUAAAAAAAAUUUAAUUUCUUUAUUUUAUUUUUGUAGAACAGGAUAUGAACAGGAUAAAAUAUAUAAGCAUUAUAUGUAGCUUAUAUUGAAAUAUCUUUAUUAUAUUGAUUAAUAUAUUUUUGUUAUUUUUUAUUCCAGUAAAACUAAAUGAAACUAAAAAAUAGCAAACUUAUUAUUCGACAUAAAAUUUUAAUAGUAAAUAAUUGUUACUUAUAUAAAUAAUUUUAUUAAUAUUCAUUUGUUAGUUAAUUUACAAAAAAUAUUUUUUCAAAUAUAAAUCUUAAAAAUCUGGAAUAUAUAUAUAUAUAUAUAUAAAUUCAUAUCUUAUUUGACUAAUUGUUGUAAUAUUUUUAUGUAAUAUACAUUUAAAAACAAACAAUUGACUUUUUUGUAUAAUAUAUUUUCUUCCAAAUUAAUAUUUUAGCAGAAAGUAGAGUUUAAUAUUUCUUUGGAAUUCAUGUACAUUGUAAUUACUUUAAUAUUAAAACAAAGAAAAAAAUAUCAAUUCAUCAUUACAAAAUUAAGUAUAAAAAAAAAUAUGUAGAUUCUUGUUAUAUUGUAAAUUGCUUAUUAAAUAUAUCUUUAAAACUAUUAUAUGAUAUUUUCAAUAUAAAAAUAAAAUUAUAAAUAAAUUAAGGAAUAUAACUGGUACAAAUCACUUCAAUGUUUAAAUUUUCUAAUAGUUUAAUUGAAAGUUAAUAAAAUUUCUUCCAAAAUAAAAAACUAUUGAUUGCUUUAGUGCAAUCUAUUCAUUUUAAACAAUUUUAACAUUAGAAUGAAAUGUAUUAAUAAUGUAAAAUACAAUAAAGAAACUUCUCCAUUAAA